Molecule: messenger RNA, 5004 nt
Organism: Tachyglossus aculeatus (Australian echidna)
Lineage: Eukaryota; Metazoa; Chordata; Mammalia; Monotremata; Tachyglossidae
Gene: ZFP91
Product: ZFP91 zinc finger protein, atypical E3 ubiquitin ligase
Exons: 11
Biological process (GO): regulation of transcription by RNA polymerase II
Cellular component (GO): nucleus
Molecular function (GO): transcription coregulator activity
Source: RefSeq, a predicted model, not a curated record
GGGCCCGACAUCCGGGUCCUGAGGGGAGGCCGGGAGCGGGGCCGCAACGCCGCCGCCGCCUCCGAGGAGGCCUCCGUGUCCCGCCGGAGGAAGGCCGAGUACCCCCGGCGGCGGAGGAGCAGCCCCGGGGCCGGGACCCCCGACCACUGCAAGACCACCGACAGCGGAGUCCUUUACACGGAAAAAGCCGUGACAGCUGAUAAAGAUCCCAAGGAGGAGAAAGAGGAGGAAGACGGCCCCCCUGCCGCCUGUCUGGAAGCCCCCGCUGCAGCCCCUCGGCCUAGCCGGGGCUGGCGCAGCAGUAGCAGGACAGCUGUCACACGCCAGCGGGACACAGAGAAUACCCGCAGUUCCAGAUCCAAGACCGGCUCCUUGCAGCUCAUCUGCAAGUCGGAACCUAAUACAGACCAGCUUGAAUACGAAGUCACCGAAGAGCAUCACUCUCCUCCUGGAAUAAGUAGUGAUGAAGAGGAGGAAGAAGAGGAGAUGUUCAUCAGUGAAGAGGAGAUACCCUUUAAAGAUGACCCUAGAGAUGAAACCUAUAAACCCCAUUUAGAAAGGGAAGCCCCAAAGCCGCGGCGGAAAUCAGGGAAGGUGAAAGAAGAGAAGGAGAAGAAGGAAAUUAAAGUAGAAGUGGAGGUGAAAGAAGAGAAUGAAUUUCGAGAGGACGAGGAGCCGCCCAGAAAGAGGGGGAGGAGACGGAAAGAUGAUAAGAGCCCCCGGUUGCCCAAGAGGAGGAAGAAGCCGCCGAUCCAGUACGUCCGUUGUGAGAUGGAAGGCUGCGGGACCGUUCUCGCCCACCCACGCUAUCUACAGCACCACAUCAAAUACCAGCAUUUGCUGAAAAAGAAGUACGUGUGCCCCCAUCCUUCUUGUGGACGUCUGUUCCGACUCCAGAAGCAGCUGCUGCGGCAUGCCAAACAUCACACAGAUCAAAGGGAUUACAUCUGUGAAUACUGCGCCCGGGCCUUCAAGAGCUCCCACAACCUGGCUGUGCACCGGAUGAUCCACACGGGCGAGAAGCCGUUACAGUGCGAGAUCUGCGGGUUCACCUGCCGGCAGAAGGCUUCUCUCAACUGGCACAUGAAGAAGCACGACGCAGACUCCUUCUACCAGUUCUCUUGCAACAUCUGCGGCAAGAAGUUUGAGAAGAAGGACAGUGUGGUGGCCCACAAGGCCAAGAGUCACCCCGAGGUGCUGAUCGCCGAAGCCCUGGCUGCCAAUGCCGGGGCCCUCAUCACCAGCACGGAUAUCCUGGGCGCCCCCCAAGAGCCCUUGGCCCCGCCCACCGACGCUCAGGGCCUCCCCCUGCUUCCGGAGCCCCUGGGGAACCCUGCCCCCGGGGAGUGCCUCCUGCUGAACCCCGACGGGAUGCCCAAGGCCUACUGCGCCGGGGCGGAGCGGGUCAACCUGAUGGCGGACGGGAAGAUCUUUGGCGGAGGCGGCGGCGGCGGGGGGAGCGGCGGGGACGCCGACGGGCUGGUCAUGAACACAGAGAUCCUGGGGGCCACCACAGAGGUUCUCAUCGAAGAUUCGGACUCGGCCGGACCUUAGCGGGCAGGGAAGGCAGGGGCAUCGGGACAGCUUGGACUUUGUAUUUAAAAGGAAAAAAGGAAAAAAAAAAAAUUCAAAAGUUAAACAAAUUUAAAUACUAGUACAAAAAUAACCGAAGGGCCUUCCUGCUCCUCCUGCUCCUCCUCCUCCUCCUCCACAGUGUGGGAUCACAGCGCACGCCGCUCCCCGCUGCCCAAUCCAUCCGUUCACCCAGUGGACCCUUGAUGAUCAGCGACGCCGCCUUCCCCAGAGACGGGACAAAAUACGCAGCUCUCGAAGCAGAGUAAGGGAGACCUCACACCCAACCCGAGCGGGCGGCCUUCCUGCUCUUUGGCCGAUCCCCUCGCCCGUACCCUCCUGUUGGUAUGCUCUGAACUGGCUUCUCAUUUCUGAAACCAGAUUCCUCUCUUUCCCGCCUCCCACCUUCCCCUUUCUCCCCCCGGCCCCGUCUCACCAAGGCCCCCCCCGAGUUCUCUGGCUUCUGUCCAUGGCUGCGCUGUCUCUAGGUCUUAGAUUUUUUUCCCUCCAGGGGCUGGGAGCUUGACUUGGCACUUUAGGGCUGCUCGGCAGGGUGAGCUGUUAAACAGCCCUGGACCCUCGCUUCCCCCUCCCUUCCUCCCUCAGGUUUCUGAAAGGAAGGCUGCCCAGGAAUCCUUCCACCUCCACGUGGCUCUCAAUGGUGCUCGCUCGCUGGGACGUGGGUUUCCCCGGUGUGGGGCGACGAGAGGGGGGGGACGGCGCGGUCCCCUGCACACCUUCCCUCUGUCUCUAAGACGGACAGCCCCCCCGUAUCGGAGAGGUGACCACAAGCGUCCCAGACUAAUGACGGUAAUUUGCACUUUGAACAUGUGUGUUUUUGUGUUGUGGAAACGAGAUUCCUUAUUUAUUGAUGAAAGGUCUGGCUUUUUUUCUUUUUUUUUUUCUUUUUGUUGUAUCUUUACGAGGCUGAGGAAGUUGGAGACUCCUGAACCGGGGUCCUGCCCGCCGAGGGAGUCACCAGGGACCGGGUGUAGCCAGCCUUCCCAAACCCAGCCUUCCGAUUGCAUUGAGGGAGAGCUGGUCUUCAGUGCUAAGAGAAUCACUACAGUAGCCUAGCAGUUGUUUGGAAACAUUUGCAGGGAAGGGGUUAAGAAAAACCUGAAAGAAACUAGGGCUUCUUUGAGUUUUUAGAGCAGUGAGGUCUAGGCUUUUGAAGCGACCGAGAGGAUUGUUUCAGAGUCCGUACUUCAGAAGCCAUUAGGAAUUUCGCUCAUGUCGGCUUCCCCGACGCUCUCUCUUCUCCCCGGCCUCGUCCGCCCAGCUCUUUCUUUUUGUGGUCUCUGCUUUUCUCACUGGCUCAUUCCAACUUCCUGUGGCAGGUUGAUGUCACCAGGGAGGGAGCGUCGUCCUCAGGUGAAUCAACAUCUCUGACAUUUUUAUACCGUUGAGUGGCCGGGAGCUGCCCGCUGCUUUGAGCCUCUUCCCUGUCUUCAAAGUAAGGUUACCUACCAGUUCAGAGGUGCGGGGACGGGAGCGAGGAGGGGUGUAGCGCACCAUUCAGCUCACGCACAAACCUAAACUGUGUGGGGGCCUUUCUGGAUGCCCCCUCUCCUCCCCCAAGCCAAGGCAUAGGUGGCUGUAAUUAAGAACGCACCCGGUGGGGAAGAGUUGGUUGUCCCUUGCUUUAGGAAGCCCGUUAACUCAAAGACUCCGACCCAUUCAGCCCCAAUUUUAGGGACCCGGAGAGGGCAAGUGUCCUUGAGAAAGGCUUGGUUGGGUGCAUCGGCAUUGGAGUCUCAAAGAUUGCCGUGUCCAUUGUCAGAAAAUGCGGUUGUGGUGUUUGGGGCGGGGGAAGGGGAGCCUCGUCGGGAAAGGUGAGGAACGGCCCGUUUUUUCAUGAACACUAAAAAGGCAAAGUCUGUCUUCUAGUAAAGAGAUUUUUUUUUUUCCCCUCUUCAAAGGGUGGCACUAAAAUGUCAUCUCCGAGAAGCAGCUUACGUUACACCUAGUGGCGCCGGCACUAGGCUGCCAGAGAAUGGGGUGGGGAGAGCGCACGGGGCGGUCUCAGAUAUCCCGUCGUUUCCAGAGGGAUGCCCUCCCUUUUCGGCUAGGGGGGGGGGAGGAUAGAAAGUGAAUCGGGAUGGGGGUGGGAGCGCUGUGGAAUGAGCUCUUCCACCACGAGUCUGGCGGGGGGGGUGGUGGCGGAGGAAGGGGGCGUUGGCUUGGAAAGCUGGGAGCCCUGGAAAUGCCACAAGAAGCGACCAUUGAGGUCAGCGGCCAAGUCGCCACCGCCCCCGUAAGUGGCCGUUCUGUCCUCUGGUCAAGCAGCCAUCCAUUCCGCCAGCGUCUUUGCCAUCCACAUGCCUCUCUUACUCUUUACUUUUCCCUCUGGUCACUUCGCUCCCAGCGGUUGAUACUUUUGCAGAUAUCUCUGCCGCCUAGCCAGAGGGGGGAAAUGAGGUACGCUCACCCUCUCCCACGACAGGGAAAGAUCUGCGCGUGCUCCUCCGAGCAUCCCCAACAACUGACUAGGCCUGGCAUGUAGAGAUUUUCUGCUCCUUCUCAUUCCCCGCCUCUCUCCCCUCUGCCACUACUCGCAUGCAGUUUGCUUCAAUAAAUUAUUGUAGUAGUUUGCAAUAAACACUUCUUUUUGUAUUUUUCAUGGGCCUUUUUUUUUUUCCCCCUCCCCUGCUUUUGAGGGGUAAGCGGGCCAAGGGAAAGGAGCAGGGUGUGGUGCUGAGACUAGAUUUCCUCUUCAAUCAUUAAAGCGGUUGAUCGAAUGAACCGAUAACCUGUCCCUUCUCCCCUCUCUGCCUUCCCCUUUUAGUUGCAGCUCAUACUUCAGGUCAACCCCAAAAAGGCUUUCUUGCCCUCAGGUCUGCGGUUCGUAUUUCUGGCGCAGGCACCCGUGAGCCUGUUAAUGGCAACCGUUUCAAGUGCAGGUUUUCAACUCUAGAAGCAGGAGAGCCUGGUUAGAAUGGGGUUUGGAGUUGGUGCAGUGUGCCCUGAUUUGGGGGGAUGAGACACCAUCUCAGCGGGCUUCAGAAAAUGGGUGGAGGAUCGCAGGUGGGGAGCCGAGGGAGGUGCCGGAUUUUGGAGAUGGGCAGCUUUUUCCGGAGAAGACGUUCCAUACCGGCUCGGCGUCCUGCUCCCGGAUCAGGGGGCCCUGGUCUUGAAAUCAAAGCGUCUACCCACCCUCCCUCUUCCUUACUCCAUUCCCCGUAAGCGACGGGUCCGUUUCAAAGAUUUUAAUUUCUUAACUAAGCCUCUCUUGCCUGUUGCCGUGUCCAGGGAUCUUCCUUACUGGGUGGGAGAGACUGGCCGUCCCCUGGACCCUGGUUGAAAAAUUUAUGUUAAAAAAUAAUAAAAGGGAUACUCUGCUUUUCAACUCCAGUUGUUUUCUCUUAAUCUAGGUAAGGCAUAACCAAAAUGUAUAAAGGAAAAAAAAUAAUAAAAGUUGUCUUCGGCGAA